AUGGAACGCGAUAUAAGUGAAGCCCUCAGUCAGGUUUUGCACGAGAGCGGUUAUGAUGUCAGGUCGGGGAUAGGAUCGUUGACGACAGCACAACUGUGCAGGUCAAAAACCCUGGAGCUAGACGUACUGGGGAGCAAAUGGAGGUGUUUUACAGUCGAACCACACAUCUUCUCUCCCAACCAAACUCCGAUGAUGAAGAUUUUGCAACCCUAUCCGACUCGGAACUCACAGAACGCUGUAGAGUCGACUCCAUUGCGUGGUACAGCUGGUGCUAGUGAUGAUGAAGGUCGUAAGCACAUGGUGCUCAAAUACAGGAGAAGACGAGGUGGACAAUGGAGACAAGUACAACGGAGUGAUAGUCCUGUGCGCAAAGGAGACGAAGACGAGCUGGAGGUUGAUGUCACCGAGGAAUGCUCAGAAACGACAGGUAUCGUUACUAAGACUUACGAGGCUCGCUGGAAAGUUUUGAAAUAUGAACAUCUACCGGAAUGGUUGCAGGAUAACGAGUUUUUACGUCAUGGUCAUCGCCCUCCACUCCCUUCUUUUGCUGAGUGCUUCAAAAGUAUUUGGUCGCUCCAUACUGAAACAGGGAACAUAUGGACCCACCUCAUUGGUAUUUUUUACUUGAAUUGUUGUUUGGCAUUCUUCUGUCUCGGAGUGUGGUUUCUCACUCGUCCUGAUAACCAUAUCCAGUGGCAGGAGAAGAUCGUGUUUUCCUUCUUCUUCGGUGGUGCCGUUCUCUGCUUAGGUCUUUCCUUCGCUUUUCACACUUUGUGCUGUCACUCAAUUAAUGUCGGCCGUAUUUUCUGCAAACUUGAUUAUAUGGGCAUAUCCCUUCUGAUAGUUGGAUCAUUUAUUCCUUGGAUUUAUUAUGGAUUCUAUUGCCGGAUGGAGCCGAAGAUUACCUAUAUUGGUAUGGUGUCUGUCUUAGGCGUUGCAGCUAUAAUCGUUUCGCUUUGGGAUAAGUUCAGUGAAUCUCGUUUUCGACCUCUGCGAGCUGGCGUAUUCGUUGCGAUGGGAUGCAGUGGAAUCCUUCCAACUGUUCACUAUAUAAUUACUGAUGGCGUACGCUCUUUGUUCGAAGACAAUGCAUUUCACUGGCUUCUCCUCAUGGCAUUCCUUUACCUUCUUGGUGCUCUCCUUUACGCGACUCGUACUCCAGAGCGGUUUUUCCCUGGAAAGUGCGAUAUUUGGUUUCAAUCUCAUCAGCUGUUCCACACAUGUGUUGUGAUAGCCGCAUUCGUUCAUUACUAUGGCAUAUCAGAAAUGGCUUGGAUGAGACUGAACGGGCAAUGUCCAGUCGAUGCCCUUUCUUUUCUGUCUCGAACAGAAUUGUAA
Molecule: messenger RNA, 1338 nt
Organism: Ostertagia ostertagi
Lineage: Eukaryota; Metazoa; Nematoda; Chromadorea; Rhabditida; Trichostrongylidae
Source: the annotation of a GenBank genome assembly